This is a messenger RNA of Solea solea (common sole), 5844 nucleotides long. RefSeq names its product alpha-1,3-mannosyl-glycoprotein 2-beta-N-acetylglucosaminyltransferase b (gene mgat1b). The record is from RefSeq and is a predicted model, not a curated record. The coding region runs from base 951 to 2516 and encodes 521 amino acids. Gene Ontology annotation, cellular component: Golgi apparatus. Gene Ontology annotation, biological process: protein N-linked glycosylation. NCBI's taxonomy places the organism in Eukaryota, Metazoa, Chordata, Actinopteri, Pleuronectiformes, Soleidae. The transcript is spliced from 3 exons. Gene Ontology annotation, molecular function: alpha-1,3-mannosylglycoprotein 2-beta-N-acetylglucosaminyltransferase activity.
UUGUCACUAAUUUUAAGACAUUACAGUCUUAAAGUUUCUAGAUUUACGAGCUAGAUUUAAGAAUUCUCACCAUGCAAACUUUGGUGAACACAUUGGCAGAUGUAUUCAUUUAUUUAUUGUUUGUUGGUGAAAUGAGGAGGAGGACAUGUUGUUAGGGCUGGGACUCGGGGUCACCUCGGUCACGAGUCAAUAAACCGGAAGUGUGCGUGUGCUUAGACAGACGAAAAUGCCGUCAUGAGAAGAGUCGCUCGGUGGUGGAGGCAGCUGGACUGAGAGAAAGUGAAGCAGCAGAGAGUAAAAGAAUCACUGGGAUUCCACCACAUGCCACCGGUGCUCGUAUACCGACGCUACCGUUAGCAGACUGUGUAGCCUGCUAACCGUAGCCGCCACUGGGGAUGGAGAGGAAAAGAGCAGAGCUGCAGUGGGGUAUAAAAAUAAUAAUGUGAGCCAGGGGCGGCGAAGCGGGCAGCAGUGGAGCCGCUGUGGACACACACACAGAUACAGUUAUGUGCUGUGAACGUGACGCCGUGGAGAAAUGGAAAGGGUGGCUUCAGCAGCUAACGCUAUCUAGCCAAUGAGAGCUAGCCGCCGGUCUGUGCUGCUGCAAGUCUCGUGUCCUUCCAAGAUGCACGCGACACCGCGUCGUUCAGAACAGCGCGUGAGAGGAUGAAGGCUGAAGGAUAGCAUCGAGAAGUCAGUGUCCGAAGCGACCCCACGUCCCUUUCCUCCACACUUUCUUAAACCCAACUCUGCACUUUGAUGGAGUUCAUGAACAGUCCUGCUGAUGCUCUUCUGACCCAAAGAGGGGAUGAUUCUCAAAUGUGAAAUAUUAUAUUGAGACUGGAUGUCACCAUCAUACCCAUCAAAGAUCACCGCCUCUGUAGGUUUCUCAGUCUGGUUCCAGCAGUAUUUUUCACGAUCCCGUCCCUUUUUUUUAGCGUGAUUGGGCCAUGGUUCGCAAGAAAGGUUCUCUUAUACUAUGUGGUGCUUUCCUGUUCGUUGCCUGGAAUGCUUUGCUUCUACUUUAUCUUUGGGGUCGCCCUCCCAUCGGCCGCCCCGGAGAAGGCGGGGGAGCCGAACCAGGAGGGAACAGGGAGUGGGAAGCGGCCAAAGGAGCCCAUGCCAACCUGGCCAGCGAGGUGAUUCGGCUAGCGGAGGAGGUGGAAUUUCAACUGGAGACCCAGAAAAAGCUGCUCAAGGAGAUUGAAAGUAACAGAGCAUUGUGGGCUCGGCAGAAGGGCGUGGGCAAAAGACAGGCGGCUGAUGCAAAAGAAGCGAAAGACGACGUUAAACCCCCGCCAUCAAAGCCGCCUCCUCCUCUCAGAGAUAAAGUAGAUGACAAGGCCCAGGCUGUUAUACAGCAUACACAGAAGCCCGUUCACACAGUAGCUCCAGACUCUAACUUAGAACAGCACCAGUCCAAUGAAAUAAAGGAAGAGGUUGUCGAGACGAAUGAUUUACCGACAUCUGCUGCCAGCCCAGGAGUCGUCAUCCCUAUUCUGGUUAUUGCCUGUGACAGGGUGACUGUAAAACGGAGCCUUGACAAGCUGAUACAGUACCGCCCCUCUCCACAACUGCACCCCAUCAUCGUCAGCCAAGACUGCGGCCACGCCGAGACGGCCCGCAUGAUCGGCUCGUACGGCGACCAAGUGACGGGCAUACACCAGCCGGACCUGUCGGACAUCAGAGUCCGCCCGGAGCACAGGAAGUUCCAGGGCUACUAUAAGAUUUCCAGGCAUUACCGCUGGGCUCUCAACCAAGUGUUCAACACCUUUUCCCACUCCGCUGUCGUCAUUGUGGAGGACGACCUGGAGGUGGCACCGGACUUCUUUGAGUAUUUCCGAGCCCUGUACCCGAUAUUGCGCGCCGACCCGACCCUGUGGUGCGUCUCUGCCUGGAACGACAACGGCAGGGACGCCUUGGUGGAUCCGGCCAAGGCUGAGCUCCUCCACAGGACGGACUUCUUUCCCGGACUCGGCUGGAUGCUGCUGAAGGAGAUGUGGGACGAGCUGGAGCCCAAAUGGCCCCUGGCUUUCUGGGACGACUGGAUGCGUCAGCCGGAGCAGCGCAAGGAGCGCUCGUGCAUCCGGCCGGAGAUCUCGCGGACGAUCACCUUUGGCCGUAAAGGCGUGAGUUUAGGUCAAUUCUUUGACCAGUAUCUUCGUUACAUUAAGCUAAACACUCAAUUUGUGCCUUUUACCAAACAAAAUUUGUCUUAUUUGUUGAGAGAGAACUACGAUGAAAUGUUUAUCAAAGAGAUUUACAGCGCACCACUGGUGAAAGUUGAGAAACUGCAACAAGGAGGCAGCUUACAGGGCCCCGGACCGUUCCGGGUGCAGUACUCCAGUCGGGACAGUUUUAAAGUCUUAGCCCGAAAUCUGGGCGUAAUGGACGACUUAAAAUCUGGAGUUCCUCGCACUGGUUACAGGGGCGUGGUCAGUUUCCUGUACCGGGGCAGGAGGGUGUUUCUGGCUCCACCAGAGGGAUGGACGCAGUACGACAUCAGCUGGAGCUGAGAGUCUCAAAUCACACAGUAACAACACGUGAAUUUGGUUGAAGAGGAGAGAGAGCCCGAAUCAGAGGAACUCUCUCUCAGACCAAAGAAAAUCAGCAGAUUCUGUGGUUCAUAAAGAGACUGACGCAGCACGGACGGACGACGCUGCAACACCAGUGGAGCUGCGAGAUCAGGUCUUCACCCGGGCCACCGCGGUGGGGAAGCUUUCUAAAGUCGGGUGCUCGUUCAGGAUCAGUAGAUCCAGAGCCACACAGACCUCACGUGGAGCUCCAACAUGUAGGAAAGGAAGAUCACACCCUUAAAAAAAAAAAAGAGCUACUAUUGGCAACGUGCCUUUUUGUAUGGGCCCACUUUUGUUUGUUUUUAUUUCUGUGAAUAUUGGCCAAAUAUAGACUCAACAUCACACCACACAUGGGAGGUUUGGAGCGGAAGUGUCGAUGAGAAGAAGCCGGCGAGAUGAUACUGCAUAAUGAGGGAGCCACACACAAACAGAGUGAUCAUUAUCCAGAACAAAAGAAAACACAAAGACGUGUGUAAUGUGGGUCACGUGGAAGGAAGGUGCUGAAAUUGACUCGAGACGUUGUUUGCAUUUUUCUGUCUUAAUUAGAAGCAGAGUCGUGCGCAAAAGGAGAACGAGAAAACAUCCGCAGAGUUUUAGGUGGUAAACAAAGGCCGUGUCACAGGCCCGAUGGUUGUCAUUAAAGAAGAAAGGCUUCUUUAUUAGUGAUACUGAGCACACGAGGAAUCACAUGAGAGGCAGAGACGAGAGCAGCUUUGAUCCAGCUCUAACUACACAUGCACCAAACUCUAGAGCUUGGUAAUCAAUACUCAAUUAAUUGCCAACUGUUUUUGAUUUAUUGGUUUCAAUAGUUUUUUUUAAUAAAUCAAACAAGUUCUCAAAUUUUUAUUAACUUCUUAAAUGUUAAUAUUUUCAGGUUUGUUUGUUUUUUGCUCCAUUUAACAAAGAAAUCAUUCAAACUGGAUAAUUUUCAACAUUUUGAGGUUUGUUUGUUUGUUUUUUUUAAAACAACGAUCAACAUUUUUAUGGACCAAAAAACAAAUGGAUUAACGGAAUAAUCGUCAGAUUAAUCGAAUAUGAAAUUAGUUGCAGCCACUGAUACGGAUACUGACGCCACAGCUCUUUUUGUUCUCUUUGAUUUUAUUGUGAAAGGUUCUUCGAGACUGAAAGUGUUCACGUUGCCAAAAUUCUACUUCACUCUGUCCUUAAAGUUCAGUUUUCAGCUUUAGGAAUGUUGUUUGAACGGAAUAAGAACGCAAAGACUAAUGUGAAUAAUAACAUAUUUAUGAUUCCUAACAGCCAUUCAGACCAUGAAUCUGGAUCGGUCUGUGUAUUGGUGACAUCGGAGUCCAAUAUCCAAUCGGUAAAUUUAGUCAAUAUUGUCUCCUGAUGCAGAUAUUGUAUUGAUCUGAUCUCUUGCAUCAGUGUAUCAUCACCAGCUCAUGAUGUCUUUGGGUUGUAAAUGUUGAAUAUCUUCACCUGGGCAAAUGAAAACGAUACAAAUAACAUAUUAUUUCAAGGUGAAGUUCAGCGAAACUUUAAAGGUACAGUGUGUAAAAUUUAGCAACAUUUGAAUGUCCCUCACCCUCGCCCUUACCUUCCAAGUGUGUUGGAGAAUCUAUCUAAUCUGUGUCCGACCCUGCCGCAGAUGUAAAUAUUAAAGGCUCAGUCUGCGGUUAUAUAAAAAAGAAUUAAUAUAAACAUAAAUGCACGCAGUGAUAUCAGGCCCUCACAGCCUUGUCCAAUGGAAAUUUUAUUUUUUAGAUCUAUAUAAUCAUCUUAAACUUCACCAAAUCUUACACAAUGUCCCCAAAAGGGUGAUUUGCUUCACAUGUAGUACUUAAAAUAGAAAUACAACUCAGUUCAAACGACACAGAUAAUUGAACAUGUGACACAUAGAUUAAAUAAAGACAAUAAAUUAGCGUUUCAUAAUUGGUUUAAUAAUCCUUCUGUUACAUCCUGUCGUCGCCCACACGUAGUAACUCCUAGGCCGUUUGUUAUAUCUAGAAAAUUCAAAAACUAUGGACUGGCGAUUUGUCCAGGGAUGUUACCCCGCCUUUCGCCCUAUGUCAGCUUAUGUGGAGGAUAAAGCAGAAGCAGACAGAUGGAUGGAUAUUGGAAAGCAGAGAAAUGGAGCUUCGCGCCCAUAUACUUGUCACGACGGUAGCCCCUCAGGACCUCCACGGAACGACCGUCCAAUCACGGACGAGAUUCACAAGCGCGUUGCACGUUUGUGACAACGUCGGCUUCUCAGCACCGUAAUUCCUAAACAGUUGAAUAACUGCCAGAUAUUAAAAGUGAAAGUUAUCUUGGGGGGAAACAAGGGUCAGAAGCACUCACUCGUUGACACAUUUUCUGACCAUUCUACAGCCAUAAAAUCAAAAAUAUAUACAGGCGACCUGAUUGUCAUUAUGGUCAUAAGAGGGUUAAGUGUCUCUGAAGAGAGACACCGGGUUUAUUCUGUGCUACUGCAGUAAUAUUAUGUUCAUAUCUCUUCUGUACUACAGUCAGGCUGCAGAAAUUAAUAAAUGAAUUCCCAACUAUUUGGUUAACAACAGUUUUGUUUUGACGCGUACUGAGGCCGUCAUGGUUCCAUCUUCAUCAGGGCUCCAGCGAUUAUUCGAUGACUGAAUGAAUCGUCAACUAUUUUGAUAUUUUCAGAUUUUCUCCGCUUCUCAAAUGUGAAAAUGUUCUUGUUUCUUUGCUCCAUAGAACAAAGAAAUCACCAGAAAACAUUAUUUUGUCAAGGUUUGGGAAACAACAACAUUUUCUGGACCAAACAAGUACUCCAUUAAUCAAGAAGAGGAUCAGUUAGUUGCAGUCGGUCUUUGGUUCUCCAGCUCCCUGUGGCUGUGUUCAGAAGGUCGUGGACUCCUCACAUGCGCGUGUGUCUCUUGAACAAACUUUGCGUCUAAACCGGUCUAUUGAAGGAAAUGAUUUAACAUGAAGGAUGAAAUGACGAAACUGUCGAACGCGACGUUCUGAGCUGCGAAUGAGAUUCAGUCAUGAUGUCACUGAUAAUCACUCUGAAGCGUUGUAAUUACAUGACUUCCAAACCGUUGUUUGGUCAACUUAGGUUUGUUGAAGAACCAAUGAUUGUUUUGUUUUGUUUGAUUUUUAUUUGUUUGUGCACCAGAAAGGCUGAGAAAUGAUUAUCACUGUACUGUAAUUAGUGUUGGGAGUUUAUCAGCAGGAUUGAUUGAUUGAUUGAUUGAUUCCCAUGUCUGUAUGGUGAUGUGUAAAACCACUGCCUGAUGUGUUUAUAACUUUAACACAGUAUAAAUAAAAAUCAACUAUUUUGAUAUUUGUC